Eurytemora carolleeae is the source of this 835-nucleotide messenger RNA. RefSeq names its product GRAM domain-containing protein 2B. Gene Ontology annotation, biological process: intracellular sterol transport. Gene Ontology annotation, cellular component: endoplasmic reticulum-plasma membrane contact site; endoplasmic reticulum membrane; plasma membrane. Lineage: Eukaryota; Metazoa; Arthropoda; Copepoda; Calanoida; Temoridae. The record is from RefSeq and is a predicted model, not a curated record. Gene Ontology annotation, molecular function: sterol binding; sterol transfer activity.
AAUGGAGUGAUUGAGAAUGGUGAUGAGGAUGAAGAUGAUGGAGUGGAUCGUGAACUUGUUGAUGAGGAGUCAACUGACUCAAUGGUAUCAGCAUCUCAGAUUUUACCAAUUGGACUUUCUCGCCAACCUGAGCUGGACUCCAGGAGCCCUUUCCUUAUGAAACGGGUGUCCAACACAAGUGGAGCUCUGUUCUAUCAGGCCAGAACAUCACCUCCCCCUCCUCCUACUUUACCCAACAGCAAAGAAGGAAACCUUAAAGGAAAGGGAAAACUUUCAAGAUUAAUAUUUUCAUUGCUGUCCCUUCCUACUCAUUCUAAAUUUCUCUCUUGUCUCACCCUUCUCCUUUUUCUUCUCCUGUGCACCUCCUUCUACCUGGUGUUCCGGUUGGGCUCAAUACAGGAGAAGGUUGAAGCAUUCCUUCCCAGCUAUCCAGAGAACCUGGAGCAGAUCUCAAGCUGGCAGAAGGUUUUACAUUAUCAAUCCAGUCUGAAGGUGGAUCAAUACUUACAGAGUAACCUACAUCAAUUAGCAAAGGUCCGCGAAAAUCUGGACCGACUCUCUUCACUUCUCCAGGUCAAAGAAAAAGAUGAAUUCCGAUGAAUCCUUGAAGACGUGAUAGUCCACAUGACCAACUGUGAUACAACGGAAACGGAACCAGAUCUCUUUGUUCUAUAUUCCCCUUAAUCAGCUGACUCCAGUCCUAACUAAGGAAUAGCAGGAAUUCUUGCAUUGUUUAAAAUAAUUUGAAAUGGUGUUUUCUUGAAUUUUGAACAAUUUUACCCAUUUAUAUUAAAAUCACAUCCAUUCCAAAAGAUUUCUUUUACAUUUCAACGUA